Molecule: messenger RNA, 6873 nt
Organism: Pocillopora verrucosa
Lineage: Eukaryota; Metazoa; Cnidaria; Anthozoa; Scleractinia; Pocilloporidae
Product: pecanex-like protein 1
Cellular component (GO): membrane
Source: RefSeq, a predicted model, not a curated record
AACAUGGAGGCCCAAAUUGUAUCGGGCAGUAAAAUCUUUUUACUGUCGUGGUAACCUUACGAUGCUUAUCAUAAUAGAUCCCUGGAAGUACAUGAGGUAGUAUAGAAUGGGAUCGCAGACGUUAGAAAUUCUAAGGCAGGGAGUUUGGGCCUCACUCACUGGCGGUUGGUUCUUUGACCCUCAUCAAGAAAUAUUCACUAACACUUUUCAUUUUUAUCUAUGGAUGUUGUUACUUUGCCUACCGUUUUCUCUUUAUCUGGGCACAGCACCUUCGAUUUUGGUCUGGAUUCUGUAUUCCAUCGUCAUUGCAGUCAUUUUCUUGGCGAUAAAAUGUCUGAAUUACCGACUACACCUGAUGUUCGAUGGGGAGGAAAUACGCACCGAAAGUGAACAACAGGAAGAAGUGCGGAGUGGAGAAUCGGGAGGCGACAGAGACGAGAAUUCAAGAGCGGAGGUUAGAAGCAGCACUGUGGAACAUGGAGGGGAAGUUAUUGAACUGGAGGUGAUAAACCGUUGUUCGGAGGAAGUUGCCAACGAACCCGGGGCCGAAAAUGUAGCGCAGUCGACAAGUUGUCCUUCAGGCUUACCUCCACAGCUACCUCCUUCUUCUACUUCUCUGCUUCUAAACGCAUCGUCAGUCGCAACUGCUACAAAACCUCACCAGAAUGAUCCUGAUGAAGUUGAUGAUAAACAAGACCAGAUGCAGAGAUUGGUUGAACAGGAGAGGGACCACUGGGAAAGUGAAACGUCUCUGAAUGGUGGUGAAACCAGUGAGAUUGCUGUAUUUCAACCUCCUUCUGUAAAAUCAAGAAUUAGGUCUCCACCUCUUGCUUCUCAAGGAAGUGAAGAACAAGGAAUACAUAAAGUAGAAUGUUAUGAUUUAGAUGAUGGUGGUGAAGAUGGAGACACAGUUGUUGUUUCUUGUCGGAAUAGCAGAAUCAAGGAGAGAGAGAUAAGCUUUGCUGAUGAAUUAGAGAAAACAGACAGAUUAGAAAACAGUAUUAGACAGAGUCCAAGUGGUCAGAUAGAUUCUUGUGAGACAAUCCCUGAACAUGCCAAUGACUACGAGUCCACUAUGGAAACUGAUGAUACCUUGGAGGGAGCAGUGGGUGGGGAGAGUGAACAUCACACAAGUCAAGAGCAGACAGACUUGGAAUCAGACAGCAAAGAUACCCUAAGUGACCUUUCCACGCUCCCCUUACCUAUCUUGGACAGCCACAUGGAGUCACGAUCUGUUCCUGGUCUAGUUGUGUCAGACAUAUGGAAAUCCACUGAAGAAGCCAAUCGUGGCCUUCUUUUACAAACCAAAAGCGAGGGCUCUAAUGUCAAUGGUGCAAAUAGUCCAAGGAACAUAUAUCAGGCCCUUGUGUCAGUCCUAGAAGGCCACAGCUCUCCCAGACAGCAGACAAGUUCAGGGGACAUAAAUGUUGGGGCAUCAUUUGGGUCCAGACUUGGUACCCAAUCAGGAAUUGAAAGUAGGUCUGGAUCAGAGUACGAAGGUGCAAGUCUAUCUCGCCAUGAAUCACAAAGUGAUAAAUCUGUAGGCCCAAGAAUGAGGUCAAUAUCAGACAUUGUACGAGAAACAGAAGAGGCUGGAGAAAGGGAAGAUGACAGGCGGGUGGGAGCAUCUCCUUCAAAUUUGGACACUUUGUCAUUGCAAGACUCUGGAAGAUUUCAUAAUCCUUCAACAAGCUCACAACCAGAAUCAAUAGAUAGUGUUAGUGUUGUUACAAUGAACAAAGACACUGCUUCCACUGUUGCACAGACAGGAAGCAUAGGGGAACCUGAAGGAUCAGGAAGAGAAAGCUCAGACCUCAUACUAGCAAGGCGCUCCUCCUCUUUAGCUCGCAGAAGGAGAACAAGCUUACAGAGAAGGAGGAGAGCUGAAACAGGUGGUAUUAGACGUCGUAGACACAAUGAAUCUGGAGUGCUGGCUGAUAUGCUUCUUCAAGCUGUUGACAGUGGUGGUGGUGGUGGGGGUGGUGCUUCAACUCAUGUAGCAUCUUCACAUGAUGAUACCUCACCAGGAGCUAUGCAUUGCUUUCAGGAUGAGUUUGGUGUAUGGCAGACCUAUAUAUUCAAUUCUGAUUCACCUUACAGUGCUGUGCUACAACCCACUACUCAGUCUCCUUUGCGAAUCAGGGACUUAGUUGGUAGAGACACCUGGGAAACAAGUAGCUCUGCAUCAACAGUUGUUGUUGAUCACACCACUUCACCCAGAAAUCCUCAGUCACACUCAUCAUCUGUGCGUCGUGGGUCUUCUCAGACAAGAUGGCAGGAAACCAUCUCUUCAGCUAGCCUUCCUUUCACCCGGCCAACAUCUGUGUCAUCAACAAUAAAACCUAAGCCUCACUAUUUCAAAUUUCAGCUUUUUCCUGGAAAAUUCAUGAAGAUCAAAUUUGAUCGACUUGCUCUCCUAGCUCUAAUGGACAGGAACAAAUACAUGAUAGAAGCAGCAGUGUCUGUAUUGUUGGCUGUUCUUGUGGCAGUUCUGGGUUAUUGGCUUCUGUUGGCAGACUUCUUUAGAGACUUCUGGAUUUUUGUGUUUUGUUUUGUGCUGGCUGGAUGCCAAUUUUCUCUUAUUAAGAGUGUUCAGCCUGAUGCUGCCUCUCCAACACAUGGACACAAUCACAUGAUUGUGUUUAGUCGGCCAACAUAUUUCUGUGUUUUAGCAAUAUGUAUUCUUACCUUGGACAAACUGACUCAGUCUCAAGUGGUUACAGUCUCAUUAUAUGGUAUCCCAUUUGCCACUGAUUCCACUCUGACAUACACAAGAGACUUUCUGAUUGGGUUUAUUCUUGGCUUUCCUUUAAUCUUCCUUGUUGGUCUCCUACCCCAAGUCAACACAUUUUUUAUGUACAUACUGGAACAAUUGGAUAUGCAUUUGUUUGGAGGAAAUGCCAUUACAAGUUUAACGGGAGCACUUUGGAGUCUGUUUCGUAAUCUUUUGGCGGUCUGUUUUCUUUAUGGCUUCUGCUAUGGAGCUAUGUUGCACGGUAAAGAAGGCGGCCAACAUAUUCUGUUCUCUGUGUUCAGUGGUGUGCUCGUUGUCAUUUCGUAUCACCUGAGCCGCAGUGCCAGUGAUCCUACAGUUUUGGGGGCGGUGUUCAAGAAAGCUUUUGGGAAAGAUGCUGUUAAGGAUAAUGAAGAGGAAUUUGUUGAUCCUUUGCCUGAGAAGCUUAGAGCGACUGUGGCCAAGCGUCUUCAGAAUGAUGUCGUUUGUUGUAUCUUCAUCUUGGUGUUUGUAUUUGCUAUUCAUCUGAGCACAGUAUUCACAGCUCUACAGCCAUAUGUCAGCUAUGUGUUGUACGCUGUAGCCGGAUUACUGGGCGUCGUCAACCAUUAUAUUUGGCCUCAGCUUCACAAACCUCUUCCCUGGCUGUGUUUCGCAAGGCCCUUUCUACGAAGUCGUGAGUUCAACCAAUACGAAGUUAAAGCUCCAGCCAAGAUCAUGGCUUACGAAUGGGUUCACGUGUGGUUGAAUUUUGUAGAGAGGAACAUUAUUUAUCCUGCUGUAUUUUUGAGUGCACUGACAUCAAAUGCUAGCCGAUUAGUUGACAAGUUUGGCCACUUCGGAGGGCCAGUAGUCAUAUGUAUCGUGGGUUUGAAGCUGUUGCGCUCCUCGUUCUCAGACUCCUCUCGGCAGCAUGUGGUGUUGCUAUGGACAGUUCUCUUCUUUCACUUUGACUACAGUCACAGCUCGGAGACUUUUGUUGUGGACUAUUUCUUUAUGUCAAUAUUCAUGAGUAAGUUGUAUGAACUUGUCUUAAAGGUCCGAUUCGUGGUGACGUACAUAGCUCCAUGGCAGAUCACGUGGGGCUCUGCUUUUCAUGCAUUCGCACAACCCUUCAGUGUUCCUCACUCCGCCAUGCUGUUUUUCCAAGCUGUAUUGUCGUCUGUGCUGUCUGCUCCAUUGAACCCUUUCCUGGGUAGCGCUAUAUUCAUUACGUCAUACGUGCGGCCUGUCAAAUUCUGGGAGAAGGACUACAACACUAGUCGAGUGGAUCAUUCUAACACACGCCUCUCCUCGCAGCUCGACAGAAAUCCUGGAAGUGACGACAACAAUCUCAACUCUAUAUUCUACGAACAUCUAACAAGGUCCCUGCAGCACAGCCUGUGUGGGGACCUUAUGAUGGGCCGUUGGGGGCCGUUUUCUACAGGGGACUGUUUCAUGUUAGCUUCAGACUACCUCAAUGCUCUGGUUCACGUCAUAGAGGUUGGAAAUGGCCUUGUUACCUUUCAGGUUCGAGGGUUGGAGUUUAGAGGCACAUACUGUCAGCAGCGAGAAGUUGAAGCUAUCACCGAAGGAGUCGAAGAUGAUGAUGGUUGCUGUUGCUGUGAGCCGGGCCAUCUUCCCAACAUGCUCUCUCUGAAUGCGGCGUUUGGUCAGCGGUGGUUAGCUUGGGAAGUAAGCGCGACCAAGUAUAUCAUCGAAGGUUACAGUAUCAGUGACAACUCAGCAGCAUCUAUGUUACAAGUGUUUGAUCUGCGAAAGAUACUCGUCACUUAUUAUGUGAAGUCGGUGAUAUUCUACACAAUUAAGUCACCAAAGCUGGAUCAUUGGUUACGUGACGAGACCUUACGUGAGCAGUUGAUGUCUGUUCAUGACCCGCAGUAUGUGGAUGUUGAUCGAUCUUUCUAUCAUAAUAUUGACGAAGAUUACGAUCUGCGACAGAGCGGCAUCUCUAGAACCAGCUUUCUCACUUGUUACUAUUCUUGGAUUCAGUACUGUGCCUCACGUAAGGAUCCGCCGGUUGAGUGUGAGAGAGAUUCUUUUCUAGCAACUCUUUGUUUUGCGCUGUGUCUCCUGGGAAGAAGAGCAUUAGGGACUGCUUCACAUCCACAGUCUGCCAGUCUGGAAUCAUUUUUGUACGGUCUACACGCCCUGUUUAAAGGAGAUUUUCGAAUCACUGACGCCAAGGAUGAAUGGGUGUUUGCUGACAUGGAUCUGUUACGAAAAAUUGUUGCACCUGGAGUGCGCAUGUCACUAAAACUGCACCAGGAUCACUUUACCUCUCCAGACGAGUACGAUGAACUUUCAGUUUUAUACGAUGCCAUAACAGCUCACGAACAAAACAUGGUCAUUUCACAUGAAGGAGAUCCAAAAUGGAGACAGGCCGUGCUUGCUAAUACUCAGUCCUUGUUGGCGCUCAGGCAUGUGUUUGAUGAUGGAACAGACGAGUACAAGAUUAUCAUGCUCAACAAGAGAUAUUUAAGUUUUAGAGUAAUUAAAGUCAAUCGCGAGUGUGUUCGAGGUUUGUGGGCAGGACAACUUCAAGAACUGAUCUUCCUCAGGAAUCGGAAUCCAGAGCGUGGCUCGAUUCAGAACGCUAAACAAGCGCUAAGGAACAUUAUUAAUUCAGUGUGUGAUCAGCCAAUAGGAUAUCCAAUAUAUGUGUCACCACUAACAACAUCAUAUGCGGACUCAAACCCACAACUAGCUAAAGUUGUUGGAGGUCCUUUGAGUUUCAAUGGCAUUGCUGGUUGUCUCGGCCGUCUGUGGCAUCGUAUACGCAUGCGUUGUGGCGCCACUUGUCAAAGCGGUGGAGACAUUACGGGUGCAAAUGUGCCGGAAGUUUCUAUUGGGCCAACUUUUACGGAACGUUGUACGAGCUUCCGUGAGGGCCCCGUGUACAUUAGUACCCGAGGAUCGACGCCAAGUUCCUCAUUUAAUCGGGGGCAACAGGGGUUCCGAACAAGUCAAAGAUCUACGGCGAGCUCGGGCUCUAAGAGACCUAGUACAUUAUCCGUGAGCAUAGCUCAGCACCAAAUGCCUCAGCUCCAGAGUCCCGGGGCUGCAUCCGCGGAGGGCCUGACACAACGUGUACGGAUUAUUGACCGCGGGCAGGUUUAUGAUAGCAUUAACCUGGGGCGGAGAAUUGAUGUUCAGUGGCCCUCAGAACUUAUGAGGGAACACGGAGGAAGAUCUUAUUGGAAGGACUGGAACCCAGUGGAAGGUGUUGAGGGGAUUGUGGUACAUCGAUGGACACCGUGCCACAGGGACCCUGCUCGAAGAAGCCAUGUUGAUCGGCCUAUUGUAUUGGUUAAGAUUGAUGACAAGUUUGUACCGAUAGCCGAAGCGGGAGUCGUGGACGCUGGAAUAGAAGUGUAGAUCAUAACUGAAAUUUGUACUAGGUUACUCCAUCGGGAAACAGACUUAAUCAAGUCUCUCUUUCGCCGGAGUGUCAAACUUCGAUAUACGCGUUACGAUGUUUGGUAGCACCAUGGUCUGCGAUCAAGUUACGUCACCAACUUAACUAUGAUACAAUUCCUGUCGUAUGACCUGUAGUGAGAACAAACCAGUAAUGUAGACUUAAAAAGCAGACAAGAAAUGACCGUAACAUUAUGUUCAAACAAUAAGCAACGCAGAAUGAUAAAACCAACUGACGAUUUAUGGACGACUACGUUGGCCGUAAGCCAAAUUAUGAACCUGUAAAGUGGGCCCAAAGCAUCAUGGCUUCAUAUUAAAUCAGUUUUAUUUUCCCGAAUCAUUAUAGGUUAACCAUUCUUAUCUUAAAAGGAUGAUUUUUCUCUUUUUUCUAUAGGUAUCAGAAUAUUAAACAAUUAUUUACCCAGGAGGAGGUGAAUAAUUGUUCCAAUAUACACCCCACAAGAACCAUAAACUAGGUAAAUGAAGAAUGAGACAGACAGAGAUUUGAAAAAAUACUCAAGUGCUGCUAAUAAGACUUCAACAUACGACUUUCCCUUUAGUACUUCGCAAGGUCUACCACUAUGUUAUAGAAGACCCCAGGCAAGGUUUAAUCUUUGGCCUGUUAAUUACGUUCAAGGUGACAAACUUAUUGCAUUCUGCAAGGAAAGGAACGUCAAUAUGUUAUACUUAUGAGUUGUGAUGAUAUAAAUGAAGUUGGUAGA